CCCUUCCAUUGUCCGUCUUGCAGCGCAUUGGUGAAAGAUCACCCCUGCGGUGCGCCACCGACGCCCCAACAGCUCGAGGACGGGUUCGUUUGUCUCGCGGAGGUCGCCCACAUCUGCCCGACCUGCGACAUGGAAGGCACGCGCCAAUGCGCGCAGCCUGCGCGCGAGUACCGCUGCCCCCAGCCGUGCCGCAAAAAGCUACCCUUCUGUGGACACCCGUGUACGCGCGCGUGCGGGCUUCCCUGUCCGCGAGACUUAAUCGAG
Amoebophrya sp. A25 is the source of this 264-nucleotide messenger RNA. Lineage: Eukaryota; Dinophyceae; Syndiniales; Amoebophryaceae. The record is from the annotation of a GenBank genome assembly.